UUGAACUCAUGGCCGAAAUCAUAAACGCAAAAAUCAUCUUCCGUACAUCGGAGCCGCGACCCCAUUGUUGCAACGCCGCCGUGAAGCCACCUAAUCUGCGCCAUGAACUCUCCGCCGAGAGGUAAUUUAAUGUGAAUCAAAGGUAUAAACAAAUUCGAUCCCUUUUCUCCAAUUGAACACUACUAUUUAGUAUUUAUCAUCACUCAUUCUUUCUUUUCAUUCAAAACAACAAAAACCCUACAUUGCUUUUAAUUAAAUUCACUACAACAUCAUGUUCAAGUUCGAUACUUUGUGUCACAAAACCCUUCUCUGCCUCAAUCCCUUAACUUUCUCACCAGUAUCCCAAAACCUAUUACCAUUUUCUCUCCAUUUCUGUACCAACACUUCCAAUUCAUCAUCAUUUGCAGUUUCAUACCUCAUUCACAAUUUUGGAUUCUCCCCACUAUUUGCAAACAAACUCUGCUCCACUUACAGUGUUAAGUUUAAGACUGCUCAAAACCCUGAUUCUGUUCUCGCAUUCUUUACAAACCAUGGUUUCUCAAAAACCCAAUUACACAACAUGAUUGCAAAGGCACCAUGGCUUCUUUCCUGCGACCCUAUCAAAAGGGUUUUGCCAAAGUUUCAAUUUUUUCUCUCCAAAGGUGCUUCUAACUCUGACAUUGUUAACCUUCUCAGUAAGAACCCUACGGUCCUGUGUGCAAGUCUGGAGAAUCAAAUAGUCCCAACCUAUGAAUUGGCUGAUAGAUUCUUGCAAUCUCACAAGGACACUUUUGCUUGUGUAAAUCAGAGUUCAUCUUUCUUUGCAGACAGUGCUGUGCCACAUAACAUCUCAUUGUUGAUUGAGAAUGGAGUGACUGAUUCUAACAUUGCAGCAUUGCUUCGAAGACAGAGUAGGUUAUUCAACAGACGUGACUUUUUGAAGGUGGUAGGGGAAUUAAUGGAUUUGGGGUUUAAUCCUUCACAAUCAUAUUUCUCAAUAGCACUGGUUGCCAAAGCAUCUGUAAAGAAAACCCUGUGGAAAGAGAAAGUUGAUACCUUUAAGAAAUGGGGCUGGUCUGAUGAAGAUGUUCUGGAAGCAUUCAGAAAGCAACCUCAUUGUAUGUUGACCUCCAUUGAUAAAAUUAAUUUAGUGAUGAGUUUUUGGGUCAAUGACUUGGGUUGGGAUGCCAUGGCCAUUGCCAAAAGACCAAGGGUUUUGGGGGCUAGUCUGGAGAGAAGGAUCAAACCAAGAGCAUCAGUUCUGCAAUAUCUUCUGAACAAAGGUUUGCUAAAAAAGAAUGCAAGCUUAACUUCUCCAUUUGUACACAGCGAUAAGUUGUUUCACGACAGAUAUAUAAAACAUUAUAAGGAGGAGUCAUCUUAUCUACUAAAGCUUUAUAAAGAAAAAUUGAAUCUUGCACAUGUCGGAGACAAAACUGACGUGUCAUGAACAAAUUUCAGGAACAGUGUAGAUGUAGAUGUUUCUUUCUUCCAUUAAGCUCACACCAAGAACAAAGUUGGAAAGAUAGUGCUAUUGCUAAAAUUAGGUUGUGUUUCAUUUUUUUGAAUGCUUAACAUUGAACUCAAUUGUUUAAGCAUUAAAAAGUUGAUUUUAAGGUUGCAUAAAUAGUGAUUUAUUUUUUGAAAAACUAUGGAUAGCAGAAGUUGUAUUCUAUUACAAAUAACAAUUUGAAUAAUAAGUUACAGAAGUUGUAUUCGAUUAGAAAUAACAAACUUCAAUCAUAAGUUGCACACUUAUGAAAAUAUUAGAAAUUUGUUUGUUUUUAGAAAUCAGGAAUUGAACAAUGCUUAAUGGUCUAGGAUAGUUACUACAUUUGUGUGUUUA
Molecule: messenger RNA, 1825 nt
Organism: Cicer arietinum (chickpea)
Lineage: Eukaryota; Viridiplantae; Streptophyta; Magnoliopsida; Fabales; Fabaceae
Biological process (GO): regulation of DNA-templated transcription
Molecular function (GO): double-stranded DNA binding
Source: RefSeq, a predicted model, not a curated record